This is a messenger RNA of Melospiza georgiana, 1143 nucleotides long. RefSeq names its product erythroblast NAD(P)(+)--arginine ADP-ribosyltransferase-like. Gene Ontology annotation, molecular function: NAD+-protein-arginine ADP-ribosyltransferase activity; NAD+ poly-ADP-ribosyltransferase activity. The transcript has 5 exons. NCBI's taxonomy places the organism in Eukaryota, Metazoa, Chordata, Aves, Passeriformes, Passerellidae. The record is from RefSeq and is a predicted model, not a curated record. The coding region runs from base 1 to 1143 and encodes 380 amino acids.
AUGGAGCAACAGGUAAAGGAACUCCUGAGGGUCUUUUGCAAGUUCUUGAGUACAGAAGGAGCAGCGCCUGCAAAAAGCAGAAAAGGUCCAGUUCGGUCAAUUUACAUCAACAUCGCUGAGCAAAGAGAUGGCCCAGAAGCUUUUUCCUUCUACCUGAGCAACCGAGAGGUGCUGAUCCCGCCAUAUGAAACCUUUGAGAUCGCCAAAGUCACCCUGAAUGGGAAGAGCGCAUGGAUCAGUCUCCGCUCCACUGGAACGUUCAGCAAAUACAACUGCACGUGGCUUGUUGCACUGGUCUCUCUGUGGACUCUCUUCUCCAUGGCCCCCCUGGCGCUGACCCUGGCACUGAUGGCAAUAAUUGCGGCCACUGCGGCCAUCACGAUCGUGCCCCUGGACAUUGUCUCGAGGGACAGGAACGAUGGGGAGAACUGUAAAUCUGGUGGCAAAAAUAAGUUGUCAGAACUUAAGGACUUUGAUUUCCUCAAGAAUAACACAUUUGAAAAGGUCUGGACAAAUGCCACGGCCGAGUGGCAGAAACGAGGCACCGCUUCAUCCACUCUGACCAAAGACCAGGCCAUCGCCCUCUUAGUGUACACAAUGAAGUCCGUGUAUAGUGACUUCAAUAAAGCUGUGCGCACAGCUGGAACAUCCAGCCAGGAAUACCAGGACAACUUCCACUUCAAAACGCUGGAUUUCCUGCUGACCCACGCCCUCCAGAAGCUGAGACGCCCUAAUGAGUGUCUGAAUGUGUCCCGGGGGGUGAAGAAUGUCCAGUUCGAUGUGAAACUUGGUGAUAAAGUCCGCUUUGGUGAAUUCACUUCAUUGUCACUGGACAAAACGGUGGCCCAGGGUUAUGGGACAGACGCGAUAUUCGAGGUGCACACGUGCCACGGCGCUGACAUACAGAAAUUCUCCUUCAAUCAAAGCGAGAAGGAGGUGCUGAUCCCACCCUUCGAGACCUUUGAGGUCACCAAAGUCACCAGGGAAGGGAAGAAGGUGCAGAUUGAGCUUCGUUCCACCGGGACUUACAGAAGCAUCAACUGCAAGCCACUGCAAGGUGGGAGCCUCCCCAGGAACUCCCCCCACCUUGGGGGGCUUCUCCUGACCACCGUGGCCAUGGCAGUGGGCAUAGGAAACCUCUAA